AUGCAUCUGGAUUCUACGUGGAAAAGUUAUGAUGAUAAUGAUGAUAAUGAUGAUAAUGAUGAUAAUGAUGAUAAUGAUGAUAAUGAUGAUAAUGAUGAUAAUGAUGAUAAUGAUGAUAAUGAUGAUAAUGAUGAUAAUGAUGAUAAUGAUGAUAAUGAUGAUAAUGAUGAUAUGAAUAAAUCAAUAAAUAACUACCUAGGUAAUAACAAAACCUCAUAA
Botrytis sinoallii is the source of this 219-nucleotide messenger RNA. RefSeq lists its product as uncharacterized. The record is from RefSeq and is a predicted model, not a curated record. Bases 1 to 219 code for a protein of 72 amino acids. The transcript is spliced from 2 exons. NCBI's taxonomy places the organism in Eukaryota, Fungi, Ascomycota, Leotiomycetes, Helotiales, Sclerotiniaceae.